This is a messenger RNA of Piliocolobus tephrosceles (Ugandan red Colobus), 4301 nucleotides long. RefSeq names its product adhesion G protein-coupled receptor G6 (gene ADGRG6). Gene Ontology annotation, molecular function: G protein-coupled receptor activity; laminin binding. The transcript is spliced from 25 exons. Gene Ontology annotation, cellular component: plasma membrane. Gene Ontology annotation, biological process: cell surface receptor signaling pathway; myelination in peripheral nervous system; heart trabecula formation. The record is from RefSeq and is a predicted model, not a curated record. NCBI's taxonomy places the organism in Eukaryota, Metazoa, Chordata, Mammalia, Primates, Cercopithecidae. Bases 107 to 3853 code for a protein of 1248 amino acids.
UUUCAAUUCAAAUUAAACAAGGAGUAACAGGCACCGCUCCUCGGUCCAGGGGCCUGGCCCUGCCAAGAAGGCGUUCUCCGGGAUCAACACCUGGGGUCUUGGAAGGAUGUUUCGCUCAGAUCGAAUGUGGAGCUGCCAUUGGAAAUGGAAGCCCAGUCUUCUCCUGUUUUUAUUUGCUUUAUAUAUCAUGUGUCUUCCUCACUCAGUGUGGGGAUGUGCCAACUGCCGAGUGGUUUUGUCCAACCCUUCUGGGACCUUUACUUCUCCAUGCUACCCUAACGACUACCCAAACAGCCAGGCUUGCAUGUGGACGCUCCGAGCCCCCACCGGUUAUAUCAUUCAGAUAACAUUUAACGACUUCGAUAUUGAAGAAGCUCCCAAUUGCAUUUAUGACUCAUUAUCCCUUGAUAAUGGAGAGAGCCAGACUAAAUUUUGUGGAGCAACUGCCAAAGGCCUAUCAUUUAACUCAAGUGCGAAUGAAAUGCAUGUGUCCUUUUCAAGUGACUUUAGCAUCCAGAAGAAAGGUUUCAAUGCCAGCUACAUCAGAGUUGCUGUGUCCUUAAGGAAUCAAAAGGUCAUUUUACCCCAGACAUCAGAUGCUUACCAGGUAUCUGUUGCAAAAAGUGUCUCCAUUCCAGAGCUCAGUGCUUUCACACUCUGCUUUGAGGCAACCAAAGUUGGCCAUGAAGACAAUGAUUGGACAGCUUUCUCCUACUCAAAUGCAUCCUUCACACAAUUGCUCAGUUUUGGAAAGGCCAAGAGUGGCUACUUUCUAUCCAUUUCUGAUUCAAAAUGUUUGCUGAACAAUGCAUUACCUGUCAAGGAAAAAGAAGACAUUUUUGCAGAAAGCUUUGAGCAGCUCUGCCUUGUUUGGAAUAAUUCUUUGGGCUCUAUUGGUGUAAAUUUCAAAAGAAACUAUGAAACAGUUCCAUGUGAUUCUACCAUUAGUAAAGUUAUUCCUGGGAAUGGGAAAUUGUUGUUGGGCUCCAAUCAAAAUGAAAUUGUCUCUCUAAAAGGGGACAUUUAUAACUUUCGACUUUGGAAUUUUACCAUGAAUGCCAAAAUCCUCUCCAAUCUCAGCUGUAACAUGAAAGGGAAUGUAGUCGACUGGCAAAAUGACUUCUGGAAUAUCCCAAACCUAGCCCUGAAAGCUGAAAGCAACCUAAGCUGUGGUUCCUACCUGAUCCCGCUCCCGGCAGCAGAACUGGCCAGCUGUGCAGACCUGGGGACCCUCUGUCAAGCUACUGUAAACUCUCCUAGUACUACACCACCCACUGCCACCACUAACAUGCCUGUUACUAACAGAAUCGCUAAACAAAGGAAUGAUGGAAUUAUCUAUAGAAUAUCCGUAGUGAUUCAAAACAUCCUUCGUCACCCUGAGGUAAAAGUACAGAGCAAGGUGGCAGAAUGGCUCAAUUCAACCUUCGAAAAUUGGGACUACACAGUUUAUGUCAUUAAUAUCAGUUUUCACCUGAGUGGUGGAGAGGACAAGAUUAAAGUCAAGAGAAGCGUUGAGAAUGAGCCAAGGUUGGUGCUUUGGGCCCUUCUAGUUUACAAUGCUACCAAUAAUACUAAUUUAGAAGGAAAAAUCAUUCAGCAGAAACUCCUAAAAAAUAAUGAGUCCUUGGAUGAAGGCUUGAGGCUACAUACAGUGAAUGUGAGACAACUGGGUUACUGUCUUGCUGUGGAGGAACCCAAAGGCUACUACUGGCCAUCUAUCCAACCUUCUGAAUAUGUUCUUCCUUGUCCAGACAAGCCUGACUUUUCUGCUUCACGGAUAUGUUAUUACAAUGCUACCAACCCAUCGGUAACCUACUGGGGACCUCCUGAUAUCUCCAACUGUUCAAAAGCAAAUGAAGUUGCUAACCAGAUUUUAAAUUUAACUGCUGAUGGGCAGAACUUAACCUCAGCCAAUAUUACCAACAUUGUGGAACAGGUCAAAAGAAUUGUGAAUAAAGAAGAAAACAUUGAUAUAACACUUGGCUCAACUCUAAUGAACAUAUUUUCUAAUAUCUUAAGCAGUUCAGACAGUGACUUGCUUGAGUCUUCUUCUGAAGCUUUAAAAACAAUUGAUGAAUUGGCCCUCAAGAUAGACCUAAAUAGCACAUCACAUGUGAAUAUUACAACUCGGAACUUGGCUCUUGGCGUGUCAUCCCUGUUACCAGGGACAAAUGCAAUUUCAAAUUUUAGCAUUGGUCUUCCAAGCAAUAAUGAAUCGUAUUUCCAGAUGGAUUUUGAGAGUGGACAAGUGGAUCCACUGGCGUCUGUAAUUUUGCCUCCAAACUUACUUGAGAAUUUAAGUCAAGAAGAUUCUGUAUUAGUCAGAAGAGCACAGUUUACUUUCUUCAACAAAACUGGACUUUUCCAGGAUGUAGGACCCCAAAGAAAAACCUUAGUGAGUUAUGUGAUGGCGUGCAGUAUUGGAAACAUUACUAUCCAGAAUCUGAAGGAUCCUGUUCAAAUAAAAAUCAAACAUACAAGAACUCAGGAAGUGCAUCAUCCCAUCUGUGCCUUCUGGGAUCUGAACAAAAACAAAAGUUUUGGAGGAUGGAACACGUCAGGAUGUGUUGCACACAGAGAUUCAGAUGCAAGUGAGACGGUCUGUCUGUGUAACCACUUCACACAUUUUGGAGUUCUGAUGGACCUUCCAAGAAGUGCCUCACAGUUAGAUGCAAGAAACACUAAAGUCCUCACUUUCAUCAGCUAUAUUGGGUGUGGAAUAUCUGCUAUUUUUUCAGCAGCAACUCUCCUGACAUAUGUUGCUUUUGAGAAAUUGCGAAGGGAUUAUCCCUCCAAAAUCUUGAUGAACCUGAGUGCAGCCCUGCUGUUCCUGAAUCUCCUCUUCCUCCUAGAUGGCUGGAUCACCUCCUUCAAUGUGGAUGGACUUUGCAUUGCUGUUGCAGUCCUGUUGCAUUUCUUCCUUCUGGCAACCUUUACCUGGAUGGGGCUAGAAGCAAUUCACAUGUACAUUGCUCUAGUUAAAGUAUUUAACACUUACAUUCACCGAUACAUUCUAAAAUUCUGCAUCAUUGGCUGGGGUUUGCCUGCCUUAGUGGUGUCAAUUGUUCUAGCAAGCAGAAACAAAAAUGAAGUCUAUGGAAAAGAAAGUUACGGGAAAGAAAAAGGUGAUGAAUUCUGCUGGAUUCAGGAUCCAGUCAUAUUUUAUGUGACCUGUGCUGGAUAUUUUGGAGUCAUGUUUUUUCUGAACAUUGCCAUGUUCAUUGUGGUAAUGGUGCAGAUCUGUGGGAGGAAUGGCAAGAGAAGCAACCGGACCCUGAGAGAAGAAGUGUUAAGGAACCUGCGCAGUGUGGUUAGCUUGACCUUUCUGUUGGGCAUGACGUGGGGUUUUGCAUUCUUUGCCUGGGGCCCCUUAAAUAUCCCCUUCAUGUACCUCUUCUCCAUCUUCAAUUCAUUACAAGGCUUAUUUAUAUUCAUCUUCCACUGUGCUAUGAAGGAGAACGUUCAGAAACAGUGGCGGCGGCAUCUCUGCUGUGGUAGAUUUCGGUUAGCAGAUAACUCAGAUUGGAGUAAGACAGCUACCAAUAUCAUCAAGAAAAGUUCUGAUAAUCUAGGAAAAUCUUUGUCUUCAAGCUCCAUUGGUUCCAACUCAACCUAUCUUACAUCCAAAUCUAAAUCCAGCUCUACCACCUAUUUCAAAAAGAAUAGCCACACAGACAAUGCUUCCAUGGACAAGUCCUUGUCAAAACUGGCCCAUGCUGAUGAAGAUCAGACAUCAAUCAUCCCUGUCCAUCAGGUCAUUGAUAAGGUCAAGGGUUAUUGCAAUCCUCAUUCAGACAACUUCUAUAAAAAUAUUAUCAUGUCAGACACCUUCAGCCACAGCACAAAGUUUUAAUGUCUUUAAUGUAACAAAAAGAAAUCAAUCUGCAGAAAUGUGAAGAUUUCCAAGCAGUGAAAACUGCAACUAGCAAUGUAAAUGUGCUAUUACCUAGGUAACUGCAUAUAUAUAAGGAAUGUAUUUUGUUAAGAAGGCUUUUGUGAAAUUCAUAAUUUUUCUUUUUAAUAUAUUUCUUCCAUGGAAGAGUUGUCAUCAUCACUAAAACUUCAGUACUGAGAGCAACAUGACUCAGUAGCCACAGAAGCUAUGAUUUUUAAAAUGUAUAAUUGAAUCAGAGUCAUCAUAAUUCAGGGGAGACAUUCAAAUUAGAGACAAGGGAGAAGCAACGCUGAGGAAGACCCUAGAUAGAGCUCGAUUUAGUCCACCUAGUCAUUAUAUCUGGAUGUACCCAUUUUCUGCAUCUUCUUUCUCAACAAUAAAAAAUGUAACUAUUUUGAAUGCCCAC